Rubroshorea leprosula is the source of this 1751-nucleotide messenger RNA. NCBI's taxonomy places the organism in Eukaryota, Viridiplantae, Streptophyta, Magnoliopsida, Malvales, Dipterocarpaceae. The record is from the annotation of a GenBank genome assembly.
ACUUCUCCACUUCCCCUUGCCACCGUCUUCUGCUCGCCGGUUUCCAAUGGCUUCUUCCGAUGUGAAACAAAAGCUAGGCACUCUCGAUAAGGACUCGUUCGUGUCCCUCCUCACCAAGCUCAUUGGAGAGUCCGUAUUCGUUCAAAACAAUCCACCGGAGCUGAUCCCAGUGGAGGACAAGGUGGUCAAGCACGUGUUGGAUGUUCUCCUCCCUUACAGCACCACCAAUGGGGGAGGGCCUCUGAUUGUCAACCAUGUCGCUUACUUCCCCGGCAGAGGCAAUCUCAUAGUGGAGUAUCCUGGGACUGAGCCUGGCAAGAUCUUGUCUUUUGUGGGAAUGCAUAUGGAUGUUGUCACCGCUAAUCCCAAUGAUUGGGAAUUUGAUCCUUUCUCAUUGGGCAUUGAUGGAGAUAAACUCCGUGGUCGUGGAACUACUGAUUGUUUGGGGCACGUUGCCCUUGUAACUGAACUAAUGAAGAAGCUUGGGGAGACAAAACCGAAACUGAAAUCUACUGUUGUUGCAGUCUUUAUAGCCAAUGAAGAGAACAGUUCCAUAACAGGAGUUGGUGUUGAUGCACUGGUCAAAGAUAAGCUGCUUGAUAAGCUGAAAAAUGGGCCUCUUUUCUGGAUUGACACAGCAGAUAAACAACCUUGUAUUGGUACUGGUGGUAUGAUACCCUGGAAACUUCAUGUGACAGGGAAGCUUUUUCACAGUGGUUUAGCACACAAGGCCAUAAAUCCACUAGAGCUGGCCAUGGAAGCACUUAAAGAAAUCCAACAACGGUUUUAUAAGGACUUUCCACCUCACCCCCAGGAGCAGGUCUAUGGUUUUGCCACACCAUCCACUAUGAAACCAACGCAAUGGAGUUAUCCAGGAGGUGGAAUCAAUCAAAUUCCAGCAGAGUGUACAAUAUCAGGAGAUGUCAGGUUAACUCCUUUCUACAAUGUAAAAGAUGCUAUGCAGAAGCUACAACAGUAUGUGGAUGACAUAAAUAAGAACAUAGAAAAGUUAGAUUCAAGGGGUCCAGUCUCCAAAUUUGUCCUGCCUGAUGAAAAUCUUAGGGGAAGCCUUACGUUAACUUUUAACGAGCCAAUGUCUGGUGUUGCUUGCAAUCUUGAUUCCCGUGGUUUUCAUGUAUUGUGUAAGGCAACUGAAGAGGUAGUUGGGCAUGUGAAACCCUACUCAAUAACAGGGAGUUUGCCCCUCAUUCGAGAGCUGCAGGAUGAAGGUUUUGAUGUUCAGACAUCUGGUUAUGGUAUAAUGGCCACAUACCAUGCCAAGAAUGAAUACUGCCUUCUUUCUGAUAUGUGCCAAGGAUAUGAUGUCUUUAUCAGCAUCAUCUCCCAAUUGGAGGAUUGAAACAAACUAGACAAGGCUUGUGAACUGUGAGAAUUGUGCACAUGGAUUCAAUAUAAGGCUUGCAUCCAACUUAAAACCAAUUGACAAUAAGUAGAGUGGCUCUCCUUGUAUUUAACUUACAAGUUUCUUAUUUUUAUACUAAAUAUGAAAUUUUCUCACUUACCACUUAAUACGCCCCCUCACAUGCAGACUAGUUAUAAAUGUCGGGGGUUAACAUAUAUCCUUAAAUGCAGGUCCGGUACUUUCAACUUCGGGUCCUGUUAAGUGAGCUAACAAUGAGUUUUUUAGAAUAAAAUUUGAACUCCGAUACCAUGUAAGAAUUAUGCAUGUUGGCUCAACACAAGACUUGAUAUGAACAGUUCUUAUGAUAAAAUGAACUUAAGCUGUGUGG